Messenger RNA from Cryptomeria japonica (Japanese cedar), 2020 nucleotides. RefSeq lists its product as uncharacterized. The record is from RefSeq and is a predicted model, not a curated record. Gene Ontology annotation, molecular function: oxidoreductase activity. The transcript has 13 exons. NCBI's taxonomy places the organism in Eukaryota, Viridiplantae, Streptophyta, Pinopsida, Cupressales, Cupressaceae. The coding region runs from base 246 to 1895 and encodes 549 amino acids.
GUUGGAAAAAGGGAAAAAACUGCUUAGCCAUAAAUAAUGAGCCAUACAGAUAUAUAUAUCUCCAUCCGCGAUUGUUGUUCGAAGGUAAUUAGUAAUUACAAAAGUUCACCCCUCGAACUGCGAGAACAUUUGAAGUUACUCUACAUAUCCAUAUGAGCUGACUGGAAUAUGAAAAUUUCCAUAGAUUUGAACUGCUUUAUUUAAAGUUGAAUCGUUAGUGUUUGAAAGUGUGAUAGAAGAAGAGAAUGCUGGAAUUAGUCUCCUUUGCCUCUUUCAGGCCAACUGUAUGGAGUCAUAAUCUCAAAUUCCACGUGGGCAAUUUUAGUCAUAGCUUGCACACACCCAGAUGCCAGGCAGAAGCAGAGGCAGAGGCAGAGGCACACAGUGAUGGUAAGAAGAAGAAUAAAGUGGUGGUUGUUGGUGGUGGAUGGGCUGGUGUUGGAGCAGCACACCAUCUAUCCAAACAGGGAUUUGACGUGACACUUCUAGAAGCUGGUAAACAAUCUGGUGGUCUGGUUGCUGGUUGGAAGACUGCCUCUGGCCGGUCUGCAGAGGUUGGGAUUCAUGGCUUCUGGUAUCCAUACAGAAAUAUAUUUUCUCUCGUCGAUGAACUUGGUAUUUCACCUUUUACAAAUUGGACACGUUCAGCUCAAUAUUCCCCUAAUGGACUAGAGGUUGAAUCUCCAAUAUUUCAAGACCUUCCCCGUUUACCAAGUCCUCUUGGCACCUUUGUCUACACGCAGUUCUCUCGUCUGCCAUUGGUUGACCGUCUGACUUCUCUUCCACUUAUGUAUGCAAUGAUCGACUUUGACAAUACUGAUAAUGCUUGGAAAAAAUAUGACAACUUGACAGCACGGGAACUAUUCAAACAGUUUGGUUGCUCAAGAAGAGUUUAUGAGGAUGCAUUCAAUCCAAUGCUUUUGGUUGGAUUGUUUGCUCCAGGAGAGCAAUGCAGUGCAGCAGCUACACUGGGAAUGCUGUAUUACUUUAUCCUUGCUCACCAGCAAGAUUUUGAUGUUGUCUGGUGUCGUGGAACUGUUGGGGAAAAAAUAUUUAAACCUUGGAUUGAGCGCAUUAAAACCCAAGGUUGUCAGUUUCUUGCAAAUAAAAGGGUAACUGAUUUAGUAUUUGAUGAGAACACUGGAACAAUAUCAGCAGUAGCUUGUGGAGACGAGUUAUUUCCAGCUGAUGCUGUCAUAUUCUCAGUGGGCAUCACUGCAUUGCAAAGGAUUGUUUCCAACAGUUCAGUUUUGCAAACAAGGGAUGAAUUUUUGAAUGUCUUAAACUUGGGAGGAAUUGAUGUCCUAGCAGUGAGGCUGUGGCUUGAUAGGAAGGUGAAUAUUCCAAAGCCAAGCAAUGCUUGCUUUGGUUUCGACAAUUCAACAGGCUGGACUUUCUUUGAUUUGACUACUUUGCAUGAUGAGUAUAAGAAUGAACCUGGAACAGUUGUUGAAGCUGAUUUUUAUCAUGCAAACCAAUUUUUAUCCCUGAAAGAUGAACAAAUUGUACACAAGGUCAAAGCUUACCUAACGGCAUGCAUUAAAGACUUUGGAGAGGCUAAGGUGAUAGAUCAAGUAGUUGUUCGAUUUUCUAAAUCUGUAACACACUUCUUCCCUGGUUCCUAUCAAUACAUGUUGCGGGGAAGUACAAGCAUCCCAAACCUAUUUAUGGCUGGUGAUUGGAUUAUUUCUCGACAUGGUUCCUGGUCUCAGGAAAAAGCAUACGUGACUGGCCUAGAAGCUGCCAAUAGAGUGGUGGACUAUUUUGGGGAAGGGAAGUUCGCAAAAAUCAUUCCAGUGGAAGAUGAUGAACCUCAUAUUCAAGAGUUACGUGGAAUCAAUAGGAAUUUUAAGGAGAUCAUAGCGCAGUUUCCAUUCUCAGAUGUUUCCUUGUAAUGUAGCUAUAUCUUAUUACAUGCAAAUCAUGAGAGAAUACUAUUUCAACUAAAAGUAAGUGAAAGGCUUGCUAUUUUUUAAGGAAAAAGGAAAAUCAAUCUAGAAAUCUGCUUUUUAUCCUGUCC